AUGGCUAGGGCCCAGCGACUUGUGCUAGCGAGCGAGCACCGGAAUGCGCGUUUAAAGAAGCAGGUGAUGUUGAUUCUACGGCUGCGUUGUAUGUACUCUUUUGAUCGUAAUGUUCUAACAGUUGCAGCGCUAAUUGAUCCUGCUAAAUCGCCCUGGCACACGUUGUAUGCUAGUCGAGAUCGUGGGAGCUUUAUAUCAGUUGUCUCCCUUGAUCAUGAGGCAUUUGAUUGCUUGCUACAGGUGUUUAGCGUGCAUUACGUAGUUAAAAGCGGCGUGGGCAAGCCAGGGCGGCCCCCAAACAGCCAUAGAGAACAAGACGCUGUGCGAACUUUUUGGUGUCCCUCAAGCUACCCUAUCUCGAGUCCUAGCUAA
Molecule: messenger RNA, 372 nt
Organism: Phytophthora infestans T30-4
Lineage: Eukaryota; Oomycota; Peronosporomycetes; Peronosporales; Peronosporaceae
Exons: 2
Coding region: 1-372 (123 amino acids)
Source: RefSeq, a predicted model, not a curated record